AUGUCCGACAACGCCUUCAGCCAGAGCCAUCCGGCGAGAUUAGAGAAUGAGAAUGAGCCUCUCAUUGGGAAUACCUUGACCGCUGAAGAUGACGCUUGUCCGACAGAAACGUCCAGCGUGGACCAGGAGCCGAAGAGCAGUCUGCAUUUUUUAAUGGUGUCUCUCGCAAUAGGGGGGCUUCAAGUUGUCUGGUCGGUCCAGCAUUCCAGCGCUUCACCAUAUCUCCUCUCGCUGGGAUUGAGUAAAGCCCUGCUGGCAUUUACCUGGUUGGCUGGUCCUCUUACAGGUACAUUUGUGCAGCCAUAUAUUGGCAUUCGCAGUGAUAAUUGCUCUACUCGCUGGGGAAAAAGGAAGCCGUUCAUGGUUGCUGGGGGCGCAGGGACAAUUGUAUGUCUACUGGCUUUGGCUUGGAUACGCGAGAUCGUUGGAAUCUUUUCGGGCUGGUCAACCGAGGAGACUCAGUCAGGGACGAAAGUCGCGAUCAUUAUCCUUGCGAUGGUGUUGAUAUAUUGCCUGGAUUUUGCAAUUAACACUGUACAAACAGCAACCCGUGCCUUUAUCGUGGACAAUGCUCCGUGGCAGCAACAGAAGCUGGCAAACGCCUGGGCAAGCCGCAUCAGCGGAGCAGGGAAUAUCCUGGGCUACUGUCUCGGGUUUCUGGAUCUGCCAACGAUGUUUCCCUUUCUAGGGAACACACAAUUCAAGGUGCUAUGUGUCGUCGCCAGCGUCUCUCUUAUGACUACCCUAAUCAUAAGCUGCACCUUCACGGAAGAGAUGAAUCGCGCGGAGGAACCGCCUACCAGGGACCCGACUGCCACCAUGCCUUCCAUCAGGUUAAUUCUUAGGUCUAUCGGUCAGCUCUCAUCGCAGACCAGAAAAGUGUUCUCCGUUCAGCUUGCUUCGUGGUUCGGGUGGUUUCCAUUCUUAUUCUUUUCAACGACUUAUAUGGGGCAGCUGUAUGUCGAUCCCAUAUUCGACAAACAUCCUGAUAUGAGCGACGAUGAUAUAGACAAGACCUGGGCAUACGCCACCCGGAUCAGCACAUUCGCCCUAUUCGUCAACGCUCUCAUUUCGUUCACUGCGAAUAUUAUGCUGCCGCUUCUCAUCCGCCCGGCGCAGGAAGAGGAGAUGGAAGCCACCAAGUCUACACCAACCAGCAGUUAUUCAUGGCAGACACUGCCAUCUCGGUGUCUCCAAAAGCUUUGGAUCCCCGGGCUCACUCUCCGACGCAUGUGGCUGCUGUCCCACUAUGCAUUUGCGGCUUGCAUGUUUAGCACUUUCUUCAUAUCAUCCACCCAAGGGGCGUCGGUGAUGGUCGGGAUCUUGGGUGUAUCAUGGGCCAUCACCGCGUGGGUGCCAUAUGCACUCAUCGCCACGGAUAUUGCGCGGUUCACCGCUGAAAAACGGCAACGACAGUGCCCACCGGUCUUUGAUGAAAACAGGGAACAGAGGAUUUCCCAGCCACAAGACCCCUCUCUCGAAUCGGGGCAAGACGGUAGUGGACAAACAGGACAAGCGGGUAUUGUCCUUGGGAUUCAUAACGUCUUUAUCUCUUUUCCACAAAUUAUCUCUGGCGCAGUCAGCAGUCUUAUCUUCAAGAUGCUGCAGAAACCAAGGGGAGAGCCUUAUGAUACAAGCGUUGCAUGGGUCAUGAGACUGGGAGGCUGUGCUGCCUUGGUAGCGGCAUUCUUGACCAUAUCGCUGCAAGAGCGAUUUCAAAGAUAA
This is a messenger RNA of Aspergillus campestris IBT 28561, 1725 nucleotides long. Its product is annotated as putative sucrose transporter. The record is from RefSeq and is a predicted model, not a curated record. The coding region runs from base 1 to 1725 and encodes 574 amino acids. The transcript has 4 exons. Gene Ontology annotation, molecular function: sucrose:proton symporter activity. NCBI's taxonomy places the organism in Eukaryota, Fungi, Ascomycota, Eurotiomycetes, Eurotiales, Aspergillaceae. Gene Ontology annotation, cellular component: membrane.